Messenger RNA from Episyrphus balteatus (marmalade hoverfly), 2042 nucleotides. It is a transcript of the gene eIF2A, whose product is annotated as eukaryotic translation initiation factor 2A. Gene Ontology annotation, molecular function: protein binding; tRNA binding; mRNA binding. Gene Ontology annotation, biological process: translational initiation. The record is from RefSeq and is a predicted model, not a curated record. Gene Ontology annotation, cellular component: cytosolic small ribosomal subunit. Lineage: Eukaryota; Metazoa; Arthropoda; Insecta; Diptera; Syrphidae. The transcript is spliced from 7 exons. The coding region runs from base 79 to 2022 and encodes 647 amino acids.
GAGUGUUUCGGAAUUAUGUCAGCUUGUCACAUAAACUACGGAAUAUUUUUUUGUUUUUUAGGUUAGAAUUUUGACACAAUGGCUGUGGAAGGUGUUUCUCCUGCCCUUGCAAUUCGCUCUAGCGCUGGAAUUGAACUUUGGGCUUCGUCCGGUCUCAAAAAACCCUUCGAGCCAAAAGCAAAUCUUCCACGAGAGGAGACGAAAAAUUCUCGGUCAACUACAUUUAGCCCAGACGGUCGAUACUUUGCCUAUUCAAAUGGCCUCGAAAUUAAGAUUCUUAGCACUUGCGAUUGGCAAUUAAAAUGCUCAUUGCCAAGACCCAAAGCUUUUUAUCUUAAAUUCUCGCCACGUGGCAAUUAUCUAUCGACUUGGGAAAUAUUUGCCAUUACCAAGGAUAAGCCCGAAGGAGCACCCAAUCUCUAUGUGUAUGAAGUAGAGACGGGCAACGAAGUAUACGCAGUAGUUCAGAAGAAACAAACUGACUGGGAACCAUCAUGGUCAUCGAACGAGUCUCUAUUUGCCCUUGUUGUGGGCGGAGAGGCGUUGUUUUAUGAUCUGGGUGGUGAAGGUGCAGGUUUUACAGCUACCUCAAAGAAAAUGGGUGGCGGUCGGAAUGGGUUGCUGUCGGUGGGACCUGGGAAUAGUCCACCAUUUUUGGCAUUUUAUGCGCCAGGGGCUAAGGGGGCCCCAUCAAUGUGCAAAUUGUACAAAUAUCCAGCCGUUCAACAAGCUCAGACGAUUGCGUGUAAGAGUUUCUUUCAGGCAGAUCGUGUGGAAAUGUUAUGGAAUAAACGUGGUACGGGGCUUUUAUUGUUGACUAGCACCGAAGUUGAUAAAAGUGGUGCUUCUUAUUAUGGUAACCAAGCUGUACACUUUAUGUCAACAAAGGGAGAUACCUGUUCCGUUCCACUGUCCAAAGAAGGUCCCGUACAUGCAGUUAAAUGGAGUCCAAAGGCAACUGAGUUUGUUGUUGUUUAUGGGUACAUGCCAUCGAAGGCAUCACUUUACAAUUUGAAAUGUGAUGUCAUUUUCAAUUUUGGUGAAUCUCCCAGGAAUUGUGCUUAUUUCAAUGACUUUGGAAAUCUUCUCAUAUUAGCUGGUUUUGGAAAUUUGCGUGGAUACAUUGAAAUGUGGGACGUAGUCAAAAGGAAGAAGAUUACUGAUAUGCAAGCCCCAGACUCAACCCUAUUGGAAUGGAAUCCCGAUGGAGAAACCUUUGUUACGGCCACCACAGCCCCAAGACUUCGUAUUGGAAAUGGAUUUAAAAUUUGGCAUUAUUGUGGAGCAUUAUUGCAUGAAACAGUGUGGCCAAAGGGACAAGAACUGCUCGGCGUUGAAUGGCAACGUUUUGCCGAUGGAGUUUUCAAAGAGAAACCCAUUUCUGAUGCGAAGAUCGAAGGAAUUAAACCUAGUCAACCAGAAGCAAGUAAACAAGUCUAUCAACCACCAAAUAUCCGUCUGUUGAAAGAAGGAAAAGACCCAGAAAAGCUAGUUCCACAGCCAUCAGUAAAUAUUCCGGAUUCAUCAGGAAAAAAGAAGGGAACACCAAAUUCUCGUCAAAAGAAACCAAAUCCAAAGACGAAGAAAGAGCCAUCUGCCAAUGGUCAAAAUGCCAAUGGCACAGCACCUGCCAUUACCUCUGAAAACGAUGCCAACAACGGUGCAACUUCCGUAGCCACCCCAAAUGCCAAUGCCAAUGCUAACGCUAACAAGAAACGUACUUCAUCUUAUCAAAAGCAGCAACAACAACAGCAAAAACAACAACAACCAAACUCUGAGUCCGCUGGAGCCAACGCCGACAAUGGCCAAGCUAAUGAAAACAACAAGAACAAGAAUGACAACCGUAUUAUCAACAGCGAAAAGGAGAAGAAGGUUCGUCAUGUGGCAAAGAAGUUGGCCGACAUUAAAAAGCUUAAAGUGAGACAGGACCAGGGCAAUGUCUUGGAAUUGAAUCAGCUGAAUAAAAUUUCCAUGGAGGCCAAGUUUUUGGAAGAGCUUAAAGCCUUAAAGCUCUCCAAUUGAUGCAAAGCUCUCCACACACA